GUUUAAACACUGUCAGCUGUAGAGCAUUUUUUUUUUCUGCCAUGGAGUUUCCAGAUUUAGGAGAGCACUGCUCUGAGAAGACCUGCAAACGUUUAGAUUUUCUUCCCAUGAAAUGCGAUGCCUGUCAAGAGAUUUUCUGCAAGGACCACAUAACCUAUGCAAAUCACAAGUGCAUGUCCUCCUACCAAAAGGAUGUCCAGGUUCCAGUCUGUCCUUUAUGCAACAUCCCCAUUCCCAUCAAGAGAGGAGAAAUGCCCGACAUUAAAGUCGGUGAACACAUUGAUAGUGAUUGUAAAUCAGACCCUGCGCAGAGGAAGAGAAAGAUUUUUACCAAUAAAUGUUCUAAAGGAGGCUGUAAGCAGAAGGAAAUGAUGCGUGUGACUUGCGAUCAGUGUCAUUUAAAUUACUGUCUUAAACACCGGCACCCACUAGACCAUGAUUGUAAUACAGAUGUGAAACCUCGGUCCAAAUCCGGACAUGCUGCUGUGUUGAGAGCCCAAGCUGCUUCCUCCUCCUCUGCCUCUGGUUCUAGUUCAUCUGCUUCAGGACACUCUCGACCUGUUUCUAAUGGCAUCAGUACAAAUAGCAGAAGCCACAGCAGUGGCUCUGUCCCGCGGAUCCCUACUUCUGUAUCCGCACAGAAUGUAAUCCCGUCAUCAGCAUCAUUUCAGGCAGGCUUGACGGAGGAGCAGGCUUUACAAAGGGCUCUGGAGAUGUCUCUGGCUGAUUCCAGGCCGACCGUUCAGCCGGCCCUUAGCCCUCAGGAGCAGGAGGAUCUGGCUCUGGCUCAGGCCCUCGCUGCGAGUGAAGAAGAGUUCAGACGUCAGCAGCAGAGACAACAGGUACCCGGAAAGCUUAGCCGUCAGUAGCAUGCUAACAGGAACGCAUGGGAGGGAGUCCAAACAGUCCAACUGCAGCCUUUCUUAAGCCCCGCCCACCUUCUAGACUCCCAAAUUGUGCUCAUAAUUUACUAGAAACAGCACAUCUGGGAUGAAUCUCUCCAGGAUCAAUGAUUGUUCAAUGAAGUUUCAAUUAAGUCUGUGAAGUUUGCUCAGAUAUUACCGCCUUGGACCAUAUAAGCACAUACUCUCCCAGCAGGAUCUGUCAUUUUUAAUGAUUCGCUCUGUACAUAUUUUAUAAGCUUACCAUGAUGACAGCAUUAUAUUAGCAUAUAUGAAUAUUGAAUAAAUUAUUUGAAAGACGCA
Molecule: messenger RNA, 1205 nt
Organism: Labrus mixtus (cuckoo wrasse)
Lineage: Eukaryota; Metazoa; Chordata; Actinopteri; Labriformes; Labridae
Gene: zfand2a
Product: zinc finger, AN1-type domain 2A
Exons: 9
Coding region: 42-869 (275 amino acids)
Biological process (GO): protein targeting to ER; proteasome-mediated ubiquitin-dependent protein catabolic process
Cellular component (GO): cytoplasm; endoplasmic reticulum
Molecular function (GO): zinc ion binding
Source: RefSeq, a predicted model, not a curated record